ACAGCCUGAUCACGUGACCAGCGGGAGGCCAUCUUGUUGUGGAAAAGAAGAGAGACAGAGAGCUCGCAUAGAAAUCCCUCACUGUCAGUAAGGCAGAGAACAUCAGGAAAUAAUGGCAGAAACCCAGACUCUUAACUUUGGACCAGAAUGGCUUCGGGCCCUCUCCGGUGGAGGAAGCGUGACCUCCCCUCCUCUCUCACCAGCAUUGCCAAAGUAUAAACUUGCAGAUUAUCGUUAUGGGAGAGAAGAAAUGUUAGCACUUUAUGUAAAGGAUAAUAAGAUUCCUGUAGACCUACAAGAUAAGGAAUUUCUGUCCAUUUUACAAGAGGAGCCCCUGCCACCUCUGGCACUUGUACCUUUUACAGAAGAAGAACAGAGAAACUUCAUGUCUGUAAAUAGUGCUGCUGUGUUACGACUAACGGGAAGAGGUGGAGGAACUGUGGCAGGGGCGCCAAGAGGUCGAAGUUCCUCAAGAGGUCGAGGUCGUGGUCGAGGUGAAGGAGGCUUUUACCAAAGAAGCUUUGACGAUGUGGAAGGAGGGUUUGGUCGUGCACGGGAGAUGCAUCGGUCCCAGAGUUGGGAGGAGAGUAAAGAUAUUUCCUUUCCCUCCUCAAGGGGGGACAGAAGAUUUGAAAAGCCAGGUCGAAAAGAACCAGAGGCUGCCCCGGCCCAUUUUCAGCUGAAUCAUAUAAGGUCGAACUACGAGGACAGCGGGACAGGAGCAGCUAGGAAGCACGAAUUCACGCGGUCGGAGAGCGAGAACUGGCGCACGUCUCGCGAGGAGCACAACGGUGAGGACGAUGAGGGGGGCUGGCGGCUGGCAGGCUCGCGACGGGACAGUGACCGGUGGCGCCCCCACAGCCCAGACGGGCUGCGGUCGUCAGGCUGGCGGGAACACCCCGACUCCCGGAGGCGCUUCCCUUUCGACUCCCGUGAGGAGGAGCGAGGCUACCGACGGGCACGCACAGGCAGCAGCAGCCAGGAUGAGGAGAGGGACGGCCUGCCUGAGUGGUGCCUGGACGAUGCUGAUGAGGAGAUGGGCACCUUCGACUCCUCCGGCGCCUUCCUCUCUCUCAAGGUGAGGGGCACAGAGCUCUCGAACCACCUGUCACGGAAGAAGGCUCCCAAAGAGCCAAUUCCAGAGGAGGCGGAGCUCGACUUCCGGCCAUCGGAAGAGUGUGAGGAGCGUUUAGAAAGGGAGGAUAAUGACUCAGACGAGACCAAAGAGACAGAAGAAGCCCCCCCUAGGCAGGAAGAUUCGGGAAGGUCAGAGGAGGAGGUUGCACCCAUCCCAACUCCAUCCGCUCCGUGUCAGGCAGAGCCCCCGGCUGACACACCCUUACCUCCCAGUCAACCAGAAAGGGUGGAGACACCUCCCGAGAGACUGGAGAGACAACCUCCAGUUGCUGAAGUGCACCCAGAGCCCAGAAAAGCAGUCCAUGUUGCAUCCACCUCCAGCACUCUCGUGGAAGGAGCUGCUGUUCAUCAUGCUCCAUCUCUGCUUCCAGAAAUCCCUGCUUCAGCUCCUGUAAUGCAGCAGAAGCCUCCAGAGGUGCCUUCAGUAGUGCCUACCCCACACUGUUUCCCAGAAGAUGUCUCCCAGAUUGGGAGGCCAGGAGCCCUGUUACAUGUGGACACGGAUGACGAUGAGGGACUGAAGCAUUUUGAGCAGGAGGCAGAGAAGAUGGUGGCAUACCUCCAGGACAAUGCUGUGGAUGACGACAGGCUCACAACCAAGAUGGCUGAGCGGGUGAAACCCACAGCCUUUCCUUUAACACACGAUGCAGCACUGAAGUGGUUCUACAAAGAUCCGCAGGGAGAGAUACAGGGCCCCUUCACGAACCAGGAGAUGAUGGAGUGGUUUCAGGCGGGCUACUUCACCAUGACACUGUUGGUCAAAAGGGGGUGCGACGACGUCUUCCAGCCCCUGGGCGAAAUAAUCAAGAUGUGGGGGCGGGUCCCCUUCACACCUGGCCCAACGCCACCACCGUUGUUGGGGGAUGUAGACCAGGAGAGACUUAAAAGGCAGCGGGAGCUGGCUGCAAUGAACCUGUACCAGUUGCAGCAGCUUCAAUAUCAGUACCUCCUCAGGCAGCAGUAUGCCCAAGCCCUGGCACAGCACAAAGCCACAGCCCUCGGUGCCUCCCAGCAGCAGCAGCAGAUCAACCUUCUCCUCCAGCAGUACCAGGCACUCAAAAUGAGAACAUCGGAACCCCCCGUGACUCGGUCCAUGUCUGUCCCAGACUCAGGUUCAGUCUGGGAACUCCAGAACUCAACUUCGCAGCCCUCUGCAACAGCUGCUGUGCAGCAUGUGGCACACAGCGCGUGGGACAGUGGCAGCGUGUGGGAUUUGCCCAUUGACUCUAUGGCACCUGCGCCAACAAUUGAGCAAAUGCAGCAGGUGGAGAAGGCAAAGGCUGCCAAGAUGGAGCAAGAACGGCAUGAAGCAGAGCUCCAGGCUAAGAGGGAGGAAGAGGAGCGCAAAAGACAGGAAGAAGCCCUGCUCCGGCAGCAGGAGGAAGAGCGUAAACGCAGGGAGGAAGAGGAACAGGCUCGACGCAAUAAGGAGGAGGCUCUAAGACGCCUCUUGGAACAAGAGGCAGCGCUGCGCAGGCAGAAGGAGGAGGAGGAAAGGCAGGCACAGGAAAGGAGGAGGGAGGAAGAGGAGAGGAGGCAAAGGGAGGAGAUGCUCCGGCAACAGGAGGAGGAGCGAAGGAAGCAGGAGGAGCAGCGAAGGCUUGAAGAGGAGAAACGUCUGGCAGAGGAGGCAGCAGCGCGGCAGCGGCUACAAGAGGAGCAGAAGAGGAAGGAUCAAGAGCAAAGGAGGAAGGAGCAGGAGCUGCAGAGGCAACAGGAAUUGCAGCGGCAGCAGCAGGAGCAGCUGAAGAAGGAGCAGGAGUUACAGCGGCAGAGGCAGCAGCAACAGGAAGCGCUGCGCCGACUGCAACAGCAGCAGCAGCAACAGCAGCUCGCUCAGAUGAAGCUUCCAUCAUCCUCAAAGUGGGGCCAUCAGUCAUCCUCAGUACAGCCACAGACACAGAAUACCCUCUCUCUGGCUGAGAUCCAAAAGCUGGAGGAGGAGAGGGAGAGGCAGGCCCGUGAGGAGAGGCGUCAGCAGCAAGAGUUGAUGAAGGCCCUUCAGCAACAGCAACAGCAGCAGCAGCAGCAACAGGCCAAGCUCUCGGGUUGGGGCAACAUCGCCAAACAACCGGCCGCCACCAAGUCCCUGCUUGAGAUUCAGCAGGAGGAAGCCCAGCAGAUGAAACAGCAGAAGCAGCAGAAGAAGGAGCAGCAGUCGGGUGGAGGCCAGCAGAGCCGGGCACAGAGCCGAGCUACUACGAUGGGUAAUUCGGUGUGGGGGUGUGUCAACAACAGCACCCCCCAGUGGAUCAGCUCAGAUGUGGGAUGCAGUAUUUGGGGCAGUCCUGACUACAAAAGCACUGUGGGCUUCUGGGAUGAGCCAGUGAAGGAGACAGUCCCACCCUCCAAGAAGAACACCAAGAACAAGAGCAAUGCCCAUGUCAGUAACUCCUUGAGCGGACGAGCCAACAAGAAGGUAGAAGAGGAGGAGAAGAAGCUCAUGAAGCUAUUCCAGGGGGUGAACAACAGCCAGGACAGCUUCACACAGUGGUGUGAGCAGACACUCCACACACUCAACACCGCCAACAACCUGGACGUUCCUACAUUUGCCUCUUUUCUGAAAGAGGUGGACUCUCCCUACGAGGUCCAUGACUACAUCAGAGCCUACCUCGGGGAUACGCCAGAGGCCAAGGACUUUGCCAAGCAGUUCCUUGAGCGUCGUGCCAAACAGAAAGCCAGCCAGCAACAGCAACGCCAACUGCAGCAACAGAAACAGCCACAGCAACAGCAAGAGUCCGUCUGGGGAGUGAACCAAACAGGAUUGCAGUCCAUCUUCCAGUCAAAUCACGCAGGCCUGCAGCAGUCCAGCUUUGAGACAGUGCAAUCGGGGAAAAAGAAGAAAAAGCAAAAGAUGGUGCGAGCAGACCCCAGUCUCCUAGGUUUUUCUGUGAAUGCAGCGUCAGAACGAUUAAAUAUGGGAGAGAUCGAGACUGUGGAGGACUUUUGAGGAUCCGUUGAACUGCUGCCUACCUUAUGUCAACUGUAUUCAUUCUCUUCAAAUUUCAUUUUGUCAACAUUUAAAAAAGAAAAAAUCUUCAGCCCUUUUUUUAUGUUGAAUUUAAAAUGGGAAGUCCCUGUUCACCUCUGGGGUAUUCUUGAAUUCCAUUUCCUGCCUUUGGCCAAGUGACAAGCAAUCACACAGUUGAUGGUAUUCCAUUUUGUGGAUUUUUUUGCAGAGGGAUGGUGGGAGAGGGGGGUGAUCUCAAGAUCUCUUUAUGGGAUCAUGAGAGGUGAUGGUCAGGUCAGCCAGAGGUUCCAAAUGUGACCCUCUGUCCUACCUUCCACUCAUUGAGCCCAAAGGGCCUGCGAAAGAGUAUACAGCUCUACUGCUCUCCUCUCCCAGCUGCUCACUACUGGUGCUUCUAUCGUAAAACUGACCCAACCAGAGGGAGGUGAGAUUCCUUACUGUGUGUAGAGGGCUGCAUUCUUGAAGGAAAACAAGGAAUUAAGGAAUUGUAUAACCUUUAUAUUUAUUUAAAGCUUUUGAUCUUCCAUUCACCCCCCCUCCCCUUCUGCCAGUCUUUCCUGGGACAUGACUUUGAUGGAGAAUGCCCUGUUUUAAGGGCAUGUUCAACAGAUCCAAGUAGAUAUCAAUUUCCUGUAAAAUAAUAGCUUGUUUAAGGAAUAAACUUUAAAUUCUGCAACUGUAUUAUAAAAUAUUGGAAUGAUGGGAUGACUGAGUCUUACUUUAUCACUUCUUGAGGCAACUUCUCUGGUACACAGUUCUACAGGAGUUCUUUGCCAUUGUUUAAAAGAAAAACACUCUGAACAAAUGAGUGUGUGCAGUUGUAUCGAUUGUUCAUUUUCUA
This is a messenger RNA of Scleropages formosus (Asian bonytongue), 4949 nucleotides long. It is a transcript of the gene gigyf2, whose product is annotated as GRB10 interacting GYF protein 2. Gene Ontology annotation, molecular function: protein binding. The transcript is spliced from 29 exons. Gene Ontology annotation, cellular component: proximal dendrite; cytosol; perikaryon. Gene Ontology annotation, biological process: insulin-like growth factor receptor signaling pathway. Bases 113 to 4087 code for a protein of 1324 amino acids. The record is from RefSeq and is a predicted model, not a curated record. Lineage: Eukaryota; Metazoa; Chordata; Actinopteri; Osteoglossiformes; Osteoglossidae.